AAUAUGAGACCAAAAAUCCAAAAUAUGAGGUUGAAGGCAGAGAAGAAACUUAGCACUAGCAGUUUGGUUAAGUAGGCUACGCCUUAAUCCUUAUCCUGGCGGGAGAUAGAGAUAGAGUGACAGACAGACAGAGAGAAAACAAGGAAGAGAAUGCACGCAUCAGUCCAACCGCAUCCGUUAACAUGCUACUAUCUCUCUUUCUCUUUCUAUUCUUCUUCCACUAACCAUUACCAAGGUAAUUGUCGUAGUAUUAAUAAGGAAUUUAGAAGAAGGAAGAUUAUUAAUAUGUCAUCAUCAUCAUCUGAAACGGUAAAAAAUGGUAAUUUAGUUGUUAGUAGAGAGCAGCUUUACCUUGGCAUGGACUUUGGUACAUCAGGGGCAAGAUAUGCUCUCAUUGAUAAAUACGCGCAACUUCAUGCUGAGGCCAAGAGAGAAUACCCUCUUUAUAUGAAUGGAGAAUCCAUUGACUGGGCGCGCUCAUGGAAAGAAACACUUUUCUCAUUGCUUGAAGACAUCCCACUCCAUCUUCGACCUCAUAUCGCUUCCAUUUCUAUAGAUGGCACCUCUGCUACAACUAUAAUUGUUGACAGCUGUACAGGGGAGCCAUUAUGUAGACCUCUUUUGUAUAAUGAGACCUGCUCGGAUGCUCUACCAGCAGUUAAGUCCAUAGCUCCUCCAAACCAUACAGUCUGUACUGCCUCCUCUACACUGUGCAAGCUGGUUUCUUGGUGGCAUUCUCAUAGUCAGGACAAGGGCUCUAGAUCUGCAGCAUUAUUACAUCAAGCAGAUUGGUUAUUAUGGCUUCUCCAUGGAAAGUUGGGCAUAUCAGAUUAUAACAAUGCUCUCAAGGUUGGUUUUGACCCUGAGCUGGAUGCGUAUCCACCUUGGCUUCUCGCGCAACCUUACUCGAGUUUGUUACCUUCUAUCAUAGCUCCAGGAUCUCCAAUAGCAAAUAUAAAAGAACAAGUCAGUAAACAAUUAGGAUUUUCGGAGGAUUGCAUUGUUUGUGCAGGAACAACUGAUAGCAUUGCCGCGUUUCUUGCAGCUCGUGCCACAGAACCAGGGAAGGCGGUAACAUCUCUGGGGUCAACACUUGCAAUAAAACUGCUAAGCAAAAGCAGGGUUGAGGAUGCACGAUUUGGAGUAUACAGUCAUCGGCUUGAUGAUAAGUGGCUUGUUGGAGGAGCUUCAAAUACAGGAGGGGUUGUUCUGAGACAACUCUUUACUGAUGAGCAGUUAGAGAAGUUGAGCCAGCAGAUUAACCCUGCACUACCUUCUUCACUAGAUUACUACCCUUUACCAGCUGUUGGGGAGAGAUUUCCUGUAUCGGAUCCCAGCAUGAAGCCCAGGUUACAUCCGCGUCCUGAUAGUGAUUCUGAUUACUUGCAUGGUAUCCUUGAAUCCAUCGCACGCAUAGAGGCAAAGGGUUAUGGCCUACUUAAAGAUCUGGGUGCAACUGAGGCAGAUGAAAUUUUCACAGCCGGAGGUGGUGCCAAGAAUGAUAAAUGGACGAAAAUUCGAGAGAGAGUACUUGGUUUGCCUGUUAGUCGAGCUGCUCAAACAGAAGCUGCUUUUGGUGCAGCUCUAUUGGCAUUGAAGGGUGCUAGAUCAAAGGAAUAAAAUCACCUACAUCAUGCUAAACUAAAUCAAGAGAAUUAAUGUAUAGGCUUUUAUUUUGGACUUAAUUUGUAUUCUAAUCGCCCUUCCUCAAGUUGUGGCUUGUGAGUGCUUUCUUGUUUGGCAGUUCUUCAGAUCUUCUCUUCAAAAAAUUGCUUGCUUUAUAUUCAAUUCCUUACGAACUACUCAUAUACUCAAUGAUAUUAGAUUGUCUUUUAAUCUCAA
Messenger RNA from Beta vulgaris subsp. vulgaris (sugar beet), 1842 nucleotides. Its product is annotated as D-ribulose kinase. Gene Ontology annotation, molecular function: D-xylulokinase activity. Gene Ontology annotation, cellular component: cytosol. The transcript has 9 exons. The record is from RefSeq and is a predicted model, not a curated record. NCBI's taxonomy places the organism in Eukaryota, Viridiplantae, Streptophyta, Magnoliopsida, Caryophyllales, Amaranthaceae. Gene Ontology annotation, biological process: xylulose metabolic process. The coding region runs from base 151 to 1620 and encodes 489 amino acids.